GCGCGGGCCCCGCCCCGCCCUCCCCAAGUGGGGAAACUGAGCCCGCGAGACGGAAAAAGGGCCCCAGAGCGCUGGUAAAGCGGCACGUGUGUCCUGGGGCUGCAGAAGCACUUGAGCCACGUCCAGCAGCAGUGAGAAAGCGUGAUGACAAUGCUGCGUAUUAGUUUGCGCGACAUCGGUGGUAAUAAAUCACUAGCACACCUUGCGUGGCCCCUCGGUACCUUGAUGAGCCCAUGACGCCUUCGCUUCCCUGAAGCUUCGCGGUUGACAAAGGGAAUUGAGGACAGGAGAGCAGGGCAGAUCAUGGGCCGUCCGUGGACGUGAGCGGGUUGUUGGAGGCUGGAAUGCUGCUGUCUCCGGUGCAGCCUGUCACCAGCCAAGGGGUCUGCCACAUUCCACACCGGCCAGAUUUCCAGUCACAAGGCUCUCUCCCUCUGAGCAGGCUGGUUUUCCUGAGGAUGAGGGAGCCUCGCCCCUGGGGGAGAUGCGUGGGGACAACGCUCACUUCUGCCUUCUUUCUCCUGGGCUGCUGGGGACGCUCCGAUUUCCAGCAGCAAUUUCUCCAAGCUUUGGAGCCAGAGGAAGUGACUUCUUAUUUUGGCCCCGAUGCUACCUUAGAAGGCCGUCCUCCUUCCCCUCGCCUUCGCCUCCGGAGAUGGGCUGCCGGCAGGGUCCUGCACCUGGAGCUGCUGGUGGCCGUGGGCACCGACGUCUACCAGGCUCACCAGGAGGACACUGAGCGCUACGUGCUCACCACCUCAACAUGGUGAGGGUCAGAGCUGCUGAGGGACCCAUCCCUGGGGACUCAGUUCCGAGUGCAUCUGGUGAAGAUGGUCACCCUGACCCAGCCUGAGGAUGCUCCGAAUAUCACAGCCAACAUCACGGCCUCACUGCUGAGUGUCUGUGAGUGGAGCAGGACGGUCAACCCCGAGGACGACACAGAUCCUGGGCAUGCCGACCUGGUCCUCUACAUCACCAGGUUUGACCUGGAGUUGCCUGAUGGUAACCGGCAGGUUCGGGGGGUCACCCAGCUGGGGGGUGUCUGCUCGUCCUCCUGGAGCUGCCUCAUCACUGAGGAUACCGGCUUUGACCUGGGGGUCACCAUCGCCCAUGAGAUUGGGCACAGCUUGGGCUUGGAACACGACGGCGCGCCCGGGAGCGGCUGUGGGCCCAGCGGCCACGUGAUGGCGUCCCAGGACGCGGCGACCGCCAGGGGUGACCUCUCGUGGUCCGCCUGCAGCCGCCAGCAACUGCUGCACCUGCUCAGCGCAGGACGGGCGCGCUGCCUGUGGGACCCGCCGGGGCCGCAGGCCGGGGCCGCGGGGAGCCCUCCCCGGGCGCAGCCCGGCCUCCACUACGGCGCGGACGAGCAGUGCCGCGUCGCCUUCGGCCCUGCAGCGGUGGCCUGCACCUUCUCCAGGGGGCACCUGGACGUGUGCCAGGCUCUCUCCUGCCACGAGGACCCCCUGGACCAAAGCGUCUGUAGCCGCCUCUUGACUCCCCUCCUGGAUGGGACAGAGUGUGGCGAGCAGAAGUGGUGCUCCAAAGGUCACUGCCGCUCCCUGGCGGAGCUGACCCCCGUGGGAGUGGUGCACGGGCACUGGUCUAGCUGGGGUCCCCCCAGUCCCUGCUCCCGCUCCUGCGGGGGAGGGGUGGUCACCAGGAGGCGACAGUGCAGCAACCCCAGGCCGGCCUUUGGAGGGCGUGCGUGUGUGGGCGAUGACCUCCAGGCGGAGAUGUGCAACACCCAGGCCUGUGAGAAGACCCAGCUGGACUUCAUGUCUGAGCAGUGCUCCCGGACGGACAGGAAACCGCUACACCUGUCCCCAGGCAACGCCUCCUUCUACCGCUGGGGCUCCGCUGAGCAGUACAGUCAAGGGGACGCUCUGUGCAGACACAUGUGCCGAGCCAUCGGCGAGACCUUCAUUGUGAGGCGUGGGGACAGUUUCCUGGAUGGGACCCGGUGUGUGCCAAGUGGUCGGCGGGAGGACGGGACCCUGAGCCUGUGCGUGUCGGGCAGCUGCAGGACAUUCGGCUGUGACGGCAGGAUGGACUCCCAGCAGGUGCGAGACGCGUGCCAGGUGUGUGGAGGGGACAACAGCACGUGCAGCCCCCGCAACGGCUCUUUCACGGCCGGAAGAGCCAGAGAGUAUGUCACGUUCCUGACGGUUACCCGCAACCUGACCAGCAUAUACGUCGCCAACCAGAAACCUCUCUUCACACACUUGGCGGUGCGGAUCGGAGGGCGCUACAUCGUGGCCGGGAACUCUAGCAUCUCUCCCAGCACCACCUACCCCUCCCUCCUGGAGGACAGCCGUGUCGAGUACAGAGUGACCCUCACCGAGGACCGGCUGCCUCACCUGGAGGAGAUCCGCAUCCGGGGACCCAUUCAGGAAGACGUGGAGAUCCAGGUUUACAGGCGCUACGGGGAGGAGUAUGGUGACCUUGCGCGCCCAGACAUCACCUUCACCUACUUCCAGCCGAAGCAGCCACAGGCCUGGGCAUGGGCCGCCGUGCGGGGGUCCUGCUCCGUGAGCUGUGGGGCAGGGCUGCGCUGGGUGACCUACAGCUGUCUGGACCAGGCCAGGAACGAGUGGGCAGAGGCUGCCCGGUGCGAAGGGAGCCAGCGGCCAGCAGCGUGGCCAGAGUCCUGCGCCCCUGGGCCCUGCCCCCCAGACUGGGCCACUGGAGACUUGGGCACGUGGGAGAGGGCGGUCCGUUUCGUGGAGGCCCAGGGCAGCCUCCUGAGGACGCUGCCCCCUGCCCGGUGCCGAGCCCUGGCCCUGCAGCCGGCAGUGCUGGAAACCCGCAACCCCCCAGCCUGGCCCCGGCAGGUGAGCGAGUCGGACGCGUGCUCAUCAGCCUGUGAGGCCCACCUGGCUUCGCACAACGGGACGUGUGUGCACGGGGCAGGUGGCCCGGACGCGCUGGCCACAGCCGGGCCCUGCUCCACAGACGAGAAGCUGCCCGCCCUCGAGCCGUGCGUGGCCACAGCGUGUCCUCCGGCACAGGGCCACACGGACCCCCGGUCUCUAGAGGAGGAGGCCACAUCCCCACCGGCCCCUGCCAGGCCGGGGGCCCGCGCCGCACACGUGUGGACUCCCCUGGCGGGGCCGUGCUCUGUCUCCUGCAGUCGAGGCCUGAAGGAGCUGCAUUUCGUGUGCGUGGACUCUGUCCUGGGGACCCCUGUCCAGGAAGAGCUAUGUGACCUGGGAAGCAAGCCUGGGAGCCGGCGGGAGGUCUGCCAGGCUGCCCCGUGCCCGGCUUGGUGGCAGUACAAGCUGGCAGCCUGCAGCGUGAGCUGCGGAGGAGGGGUCGCACGGAGGAUCCUGUAUUGCGCACGGGCCCACGGGAGGGACGAGGGCGAAGAGAUCCUGCCGGAUACCCGGUGCCUGGGGCUGCCUCGCCCGGAGCAGCAGGAGCCGUGCGGCCCGGAGCCCUGCCCACCCAGGUGGAAGAUCGUGUCCCUUGGCCCAUGCUCAGCCAGCUGUGGCCUUGGCACCGCCACGCGCUCCGUGGCCUGUGUGCAGUUCGACCAAGGCCAGGACGUCGAGGUGGACGGGGCGGCCUGUGUAGCUUUGGUAAGGCCGCAGGCCAGCAUCCCCUGCAUCACCGCCGACUGCGCCUACCGGUGGCGUGUCAGCACCUGGACACAGUGCUCUGUCUCCUGCGGAGACGGCAUUCAGCACCGGCACGAUGCCUGCCUUGGACCCGGGUCCCAGGCUCCGGUGCCAGCCCACUUCUGCCAGCACUUGCCCAAGCCAGCCACGGUGCGGGGCUGCUGGGCUGGGCCCUGCGCUGGGCAGGGGACCCCCAGCCCGGCGCCCCCCGAGGAAGCCACUGCUGGUGCUCCUCCGGAGCGGCCCCGGCCCCAGGCCCACCUCCUCUCCCCAGCUCCCCGGCUUCAGGGGCUUCUGCCUGGGCCCCAGGAAAGCCCGGCUGAGUCCAGCGCCUGUGGCCGGCAGCACCUUGAGCCGACAGGAACCAUUGACAUGCGAGGCCCAGGGCAGGCUGACUGUGUAGUGGCCAUCGGGCGGCCCCUGGGUGAGGCGGUGACCGUUCAAGUCCUCGAGAGUUCCCUCAACUGCAGCACUGGGGACAUGUUGCUGCUUUGGAGCAGGCUCACGUGGAGGAAGAUGUGCGGGAAACUGUCGGACAUGACUUUCAGCUCCAGAGCCAACACGCUCCUGGUGAGGCAGCGCCGUGAGCGGCCGGAAGGCGGAGUUGUGCUGCGGUACCGGAGCCAGCCUGCCCCGGGAGCCUCCCACAGAGAGUGUGAUAUGCAGCUCUUUGGACCCUGGGGUAAAAUCGUGAGCCCCUCGAUGAGUCCACGUGGGAGGAACCUGGGGGGCUGCCGCAUCUUCAUCAAUGUGGCUCCACGGGCCCGCAUUGCCAUCCAUGCCCUGGUCACCAGCGUGGGCACAGGCACUGAUGCCAGCCACAUCUUGAUCCGGGACAUCCACAGCCUGAAGACGAUGACAUUCCGUGGGCAGCAGGCACUCUUCUGGGAGUCCGAGGGAAGCCAGGCUGAGAUGGAGUUUAGCCAGGGCUUCAUGGAGGCGGGCGCUAGCCUGUGGGGCCUGUACUGGACCCUCGGAUCUCGAGUGCAGGAACCUGGCUGGGCCGUACCCUAGCUUGCUCUCCAAGCACAAACCUCCAGUGCCCUGCGUGCACAGUAGGAUGUCUCCUCCAGGUUCUGGAAAGGAAAGAAACGAACUUGACAUUUAUGAGCACCUGUUAGGUGCCUGGCAAGCCCCAGAGGGUUGACUCUGGUCUCUGAGUGCUUUCCAAUUUGAAUUCCGUCCAAUCUUAAGUAUCUCCUUUAGGGCCUCCUCCAACAUGCAAAAGGCUAGGCGGCGGGAGGCAGGGUCUGGACUCUGUCUGGAAUGGCAGUCACCAGUCCCUCUGUACCAAUAAACGGAAUGUGCAGUCUGAGUAGCGUUUUUCUUCA
Messenger RNA from Lynx canadensis (Canada lynx), 4951 nucleotides. It is a transcript of the gene ADAMTS13, whose product is annotated as ADAM metallopeptidase with thrombospondin type 1 motif 13. The record is from RefSeq and is a predicted model, not a curated record. Gene Ontology annotation, cellular component: extracellular matrix. NCBI's taxonomy places the organism in Eukaryota, Metazoa, Chordata, Mammalia, Carnivora, Felidae. Gene Ontology annotation, molecular function: metalloendopeptidase activity. Gene Ontology annotation, biological process: extracellular matrix organization; proteolysis.